This is a messenger RNA of Trichobilharzia regenti, 1783 nucleotides long. NCBI's taxonomy places the organism in Eukaryota, Metazoa, Platyhelminthes, Trematoda, Strigeidida, Schistosomatidae. The record is from the annotation of a GenBank genome assembly.
CCGGGUCAUUCAAGAGCUCUCUUUUGGCGGACAUUUCGGUUGUAGGCAAGUUGCGUACACUGUUUGGCAUGGAAGUACUUCGCAAUUGAUUUGUAUUUAAAAAUAUUUCUAUUAUGCGUGGAUUAUACUAGUUUAUAUAUUUGAUAUAAAAUGAUAUCUGGCAGAUUAAAAAAUUUUCGCAAAGGAAUUGAAGAUGUACGUGAAGGAAAAGAGCAUGCCUUGGAAGCGAUUCGAAAAGAUUUAACUUCAAUACCAUAUAUCCCAGAACUUGCGAAAUUGGAUAAUUUACGCUCUCUAACUUUGGCUCAUAAUAAAAUUACAGAAAUACCUCAGGAAAUAUCAACAUUACAAGGAUUAGAACAUCUGAAUCUUUUUAACAAUUGCAUUGUGAAUAUCUCUCCGAAAAUUGUUGAGUUAACAUACUUACGAUCCUUAAAUCUUGGAAUGAAUAAACUCUCAGUUUUACCUCGUGGUUUUGGUGCAUUUCCAUCUCUUGAAAUUCUUGAUUUAACGUAUAAUAACUUACGUGAGACAAGUUUACCUGACAACUUUUUCAACUUGAUAACACUUCGGGCGUUAUAUCUGUCGGAUAAUGAUUUCGAACAUAUUCCACCAGGUAUUGGAAAACUUGUGAACUUAGAAAUAUUAGCUCUGCGAGAUAAUGAUCUUGUGUCUUUACCGGCUGAAAUGUGUUUGCUCACCCGGUUAAAAGAGCUUCAUCUUCAAAACAAUCGUCUUGCAGUACUACCUCCUGAAUUAGGUGUAUUAGAUCUUUGUGGACCUAAACAAGUGGCUAAACUGUCAGGUAAUGAUUGGGUUUCACCAAUUGAAGAUCAAUUACAAGUUGGACUUUCUCAUGUCUUUGACUACAUACGAUCUGAAACCUAUAAAUUCUUAUAUCAACGCCAUAUAGCUGCUGAUAAUAAACCAAGACCGAUAGCGGAUAAAUCAAAGAAAAUUAGUCGAAAAGUUCAAUAAAAAAAUAAUAAUAAUACCGCGCCAAUAGCAAGUACCCCACUGUGACGUGGUAGUAGUAUUUACACAAAUUUAUUUCAAUUCUAAGCAGACAGGUUUGAUGAAACCUGCGAAAACAAAACAGCUGAAUAUCUUUUACACAUCUACUUUUAAUUUGUAUUUUUCUUAUUUUGUUUGUUUUUAUUUUCUUCUAAAAAUGCUUUUUAUUUCUUUGCAGUUAUUAUGUAAUGAAUGACUUUGGAAUUUUUUUUAUAUGUAUUCUAACAAAGUGAUCAAAAUUCUGACACAUCUUGUUUUGGCUUUGCUUUGUUUAAAAGUAUAUAUAUAUAUAUAGGCAUACAUUUGUUAAAAAUGACAAAGGAAUUAUUAGUGGAAUUUAUCGUUUCUUUGUUUUAAAAUCUAUUUAUGCACUUCCUCAUUGUCGGCUGCUGUACUGCUUUGUUUUUCUACUCUACACACUAGUUUAUUUUUUAUUACUUUUACACAAGUUAUAUAUAUUGUUUUUAAUACUUUAGGGAUAAUGCAUAUUGUUCAUUUUUACAAGUAAUUUAUAUCAACGGCCAUCCAUUUUCGACCGGUGAUGGUCACUGCUUUUAUUUUCUUCUUUUCUUUUGACUUUGGUAGUUUGAUAAUUAAAAAUUUACUAAAGUUACUGAAUUCUCAAAGUAGUAGUUCAUCACUGUCCUGUGCCUCAAAUUCAUCAUCAUAUUUCAUAAUAUCUUCUGGUCUUUUACCUAGAAAAAACAAGCAACAGGAAAAGUUAUUAAUAUGAUAAUAUAUAUUUAUGAAUAAAUUUUUUUUAAAUUGC